GCUGCUAAUUCUGGUUAACACACCAACAGCAACAGGACAUCAUGCGAAUCGCAAAGUCGUUAUGUUGUAUUCUCGGACGCCCCCUGCCACCCUCGCUUUGAUAGUAGAAGUUUAUUUUUCCCAACCCCUUGACUCGUUUAUUUUCGUUCCAUAUGGGUGGAGGUCAGUCAUUAGAGCUACUGGUGUAGAGCGAUAAAAAUUGAAAUGAUGUUGUUGAAGAAGAUCUUCGUCGCUUUCUUUGGUGGGUAAAUUCAGUUAUUUUUAUGGGUAUGGAUGUAAAAAUGUUAGAACUCCAGCUCCACACGAUUCUGCAUUCUGCAACUCGUCUCACUCUGUAGAGUCGUAGCUGAGGCUAGGGUAGGCAUUGUGACCACGACGGCGGAGCUCUGAGACUCACCGAAUCAUCAUGCGCUGUUUGUUGGUGUUCAUAUGCGUUGAGGUUGAAGAGACAGGCUCUUUGCCGGGACACGAGCUAUAGCUUUUGCCAAAGCGAACGAAAAGGAACAUCACCGACGUGACCUUCUUAUAGAAGUCGAGGUCCGCUGCUAAGCAUCCCGAACCCCACAGCUACCUCCAACAUUCCUGGAAGAUGCCAGCGCAGGCCGGGCGAAGCGCUGCAACCGCGGAACGCGCGGCCGCAGCGGUUGCGGAGCAAAAAGAGCGUGCGGCAACCGAAACGCGAGAGAAGCUGACCGAGAUAAAAGUCAUCCCGAAAAAAAAGGAUGCUUCGGGAUUUUUACGCGCCACACCCUGGGAUCCCUGGGACUUGCGAGAUUUCGAUGCGACUUUAGCUAUCGUUUUCCCCCAAGAAUACAAGGAAAAGGAUGUGCUUGACAAUAGGCAGCCAGAGUUCCCUUCGCUCGAAGAGGAAUUCGACUACUACCGGCUUAUGUCUCACAAAACGCUUCUGCAGGUACAACAAAAGGAUGUUAGAACAGCUGUUUGUGAUUUUUAUGUGCACUAGUACCCGUAGUACUACUAAGAAAGUACAAGUAGUUUGAGCUAGGUGGAUUAAGACAAGCAGAAUUCUGGGGUGCCACGUGUGUCCUUCUUAUUGAUAAGUGAGCUGUGUUACUAGCCAUAGUUUUUUAGAAGCCCAAUCUCAAUCAAAAAAUCAUCCAGAUCCUUUUCCUUGAUGAUACAAUUAGUUACAAAUACUGCAUCCACCGCGGUCAACCUCUGCAAUUUCAGUUACGCGAGCACAUGUCGCGCGUUUCGGAGCACGAUUUCCACAAUUUGCUAGGGAGACGUUUUCAGUUCGAACUUGAUCAGCAGAUGAGCGAGUGCUUUGAUAAGUGCUCGAAGUCACUUGUUGGCCUGAUGCUCGACCUCGUAUAUCGCUACCUGGAGGGUCGCAUGAGUCGCGACGGCAUGAAGAAGGAGUGCGAAGCGAAAAUUGCGGCAAAUGAAGCGAAAAUGGCGGAAGCUAUGGCUGACUUUGAGACGAGGCGGAAACAGCUUGAAGAAAUCGAAAUCAAACAGCGAAAGGGCUUUUUGAAGGAGACUAUGGCCCUACGAGAAGCGCUCAAGAAGACCAACACUUCCGCAGACAUAAAGGACCAGCAGGUGCCGAUGUACUACGAAUCUCAGGACCAACUAUCGCCGGAUAUCAAAGAGCUCGUAAACGCCCUCGUGCUAGAACAACUGCAGCUGCAAGAAGGCGCAAACGAAUCGGAAAAGCAGAAACUUCGGUACCUACUCUAAUCUACUUAAUAAAGCAUGAGCUUUUUUUGUCUUCUCGCGUACCAAUAUCAACAUCUAGCUAGUCCACUCUUCAAGAUCAUCGCGACCUAAGGAAGAUAUUACUCAGUUCUCUUCUUCGUUGGUCCUGCUGCCCAGUCGUUCCUCACUACAAUCAUGUGUGAAUACACAGGGACCAGAUGAAAGGAAUGGCAACCGGUGGGCAAGGCUCGGAUAUGGACGUGCAGGAGCUUUUGAAGCAGCUGCAGAAGGCUAAGGAGCAACGAGACCGCGCCCAGCUGCAGGCAGAGACUUUCAAGGACCAGUUGAGUUCAAUGCAGGCUCAACGUGCACAAGAGCAAUCUGCGGGUGACAAAGAACGCCGUUUGUCGGGUAGCUCUCCCGAAAAUCUGAAUAUGGGCAUUCGUGGGCGUGGAAGUCGUGAGGCUACCGCGGCGGAAGCGGAGGCCAUCGCGCGCAGUGCCUCGCUGGAAGACGAACUGGCGGCAUUGCAGAGAAAACUUGACGAAGUGUCAUUGGAGAACGCCGUAUUCAAGAAGCAAGCCAAGGCGUCUGCUGGAGGCGGUGGACCAAGCCCGGCAGAAACGGCAGCGAUGCAGAUGGAACUAGAGAAGCUCAGAAUGAUGGUCGCAAGGCAUGAAGACGAAAAGAAGGAGAUACAGAGGAAAGCGGUACUAACUGAAGGACGAUGAAAAAUGCUAAUCUUAUGUGGAUUGAUUGAUCGCUCCUGCACGCAUAGUCCAGACGAGUUGGCCCUGGGUCUGUUUUCGUUCCCCCGUCAAUAUCCAGCACCGCCGCUUGUUAGACGGCCGCAUACAGUUAAUUGGUCGCUCCUUCUAGAAGUGACUGAGAUCAUCAUCUUCUUUAGUGGACAAAUCAACUCAGAGCUUUCAUUUUGAUUUUCUCAAUAAACAAAGUCUACAGUGUCUGUGUCAGCGAUUUCAUUGGCUCAAUAAAACCUACAAUAGAGCGCCGAGCUGAAGAAGAUGAAAGACGCUUUGGGUGACUUGACACCGGAGGAGCUCGAAGCAUUGAAGUCCGCCUCCUCGGCCGAGGAGGCCGCGCUGAACGAGAAGAAACGCAAACUGGAUGCGCAGAGUGCUGCCUUGGCAGGAAGCGAGGGCUCCAUGAGCGCGGAGCUCGAGGAGAAGGAUCGGUUGUUAAAGGGCAAGACCGAAGAAGUACAGCAGUUACAGGUCGCCCUGGAGGAAUUGCGGUUGCGGGUCGUAAACCUCAACGACCUUCUGAAAAACGCUGGCGCAGACACAGCAGCGUUGCGCGAAGCCGGCCUAGACGAUGUUAUCCAGGGACAGCGCCUCGGCGGUCAACAGAAUUCCGCAUACGGAAAAUACAAAUUCUGGAAAACGUGGGAUCGAUUAUAUCAAGACGCUCGCGACCGGAUCGUGCGCCUCGAACAGAUUCAACGCGAAGCGUGGGGGGAGCGAGAAAAAGUCUUCCUGCAGAUUUACUACUCGAUUAUGGGCGAAGACUACACGAGGGAGAAAGCAGAAAUGCUGAGAGGCGACCCAUAUCCGUCGUCGCCCCACGUUUCACCGAGGACGUCACCGUAUUGCAAUCACAUCAGCGUGUUUUGCCUUAUUUGCACGUCGACAACUUCUAUAUCACUAGGAUUGCUAGCGUAGUACUACUAGUAGCUCCUCAUAGCCCCUCACUCUUCUAUACUUGCUGCUCAUGAUCAUGCUUACUGAUCGAAAUUCUCAGCACUUCUUCUCAAUUUAUCAGGCAUCGCGCAAUGGGCAAACACAAGGCCUUUUCGAGUAUGCUGUACAGCAGAAUUUCACCCGACCACGCGAGAGCAGACUACGAGGAGUGGAAAGAGAGGGCCGAUGGCAAGUCAAAGAGCAGAAAUCAGAAAUCGCGAUCACCAGAGAGCCAGAUGAUGGCCACUGGCAUGUCGCAAGCCACUCAUUUAGAACAGGACAUCUCGGCGCAAGGUCCCGGAGGCGUUGCGCGCGGACUCGCAGGUGCAACACCAAUCAAGUCCAAGAUACGGGCCGUACGGUUUUUUCUUGAUUUGGAAUUCGCUGUAAGUAGUUUAUUUUCGCGUCAUUUACACGACCAUGAUUGUUCAAUGAAGAUGAAUCAAUAUAUAAUCAAAAAUGUGUUUAUUUUGCAAGUCAAAGCUCUACUCCUAGGCCUACUUAGUUGUUAAUCCACUUCAACAUUUCAGGAUCCACGCAAGGAUUCAAAAGGGCGAUGGCUCGGGCCUCCUCCCGACGCUUCUGACUCACCGAACAAAAGUUACUUGUCGCCAAACAAGAGUUUCCUUUUGGAGUCGGCGAAGAAGGGCGCGCCCGGUUUAGUCGGUGUUAUGGACUACUCUCAGCGAGGGCAUGUCGUCAAUAUCAAUCGACACGAGCAGAGCUAUGCAGUGACAAGUUCUUUGUCUCCUCGCGGUGCUUUGCGCAAGUACAGCUUCGACGGCUCGGCGUCGGCAUCACCCAUGAAAUCAACAACAAGCGCUGUAGCAAACCGGUCGCCAGCUGCGCGAAUGAACUCACCAAAGCUGUUCCAGCUGAAUAUCAGACUUCCUGGCGAAGGGCCGCAAGGGCCAGGCGCCGGUCCAGAGUCGCGGUCCGCCAGUGCUGGUGCAAGCAGCAGCGUCUAUAACCGCAGCAGUCCUCCAGCUUCAGCGCCGAUGGGUGUGCUGCGCGGAGGCUUUCGUACACCAGGGGGACCUAGCAGUCCGACCGGUCGCGCAAGAGGGAGUCGGGGAGAAAUUGGAGUGAUAUCAGAAAACUUGGACAUCUCUGCACAAGUCGAACACUUGGAGCAGAUCCGAAGCGGGUCAGGCGGUUCUCGCAGUCCUACAGCAACGAAAUGGACGAAAGCGCCGCCACACCAUGCGAAGGGUAUGUCAUUCUCAUCUAUUUUGGAAGUUCAAGUUAGAGUUACGUUAUUAGAAGCAUGUGCAUGACAGCUACAGCUUGCUGUGUUGAACUACAAGUAGAAGAAGAUACUCUUCUUCUUGCAAAAGUACUUUUAAUUCCUUGUUUGUGGUUGUCAUGGCACGGGUACUUGUCGCGAGCGGGACGAGAUCUCGUUUUUUCCACUUUCUUGGAUUUCAGGCGUUGUUCCGCGAGGUCAUGUUGGCAUGAUGAGUCCACGGUCUCCUGCUGCGCGACGCGACGACACCGCAUUAGAGCAGGCGGCUUUCGCACAAAAAACAUCGACGCCAUUAGUUCGGUCACCUAAGGCGAAUAGAGCGAGUUCUCGACGUGGGGAGGCGCAGCAGGGAGGCAGCCCACCGCCGGCAAGCCUAGUCCUAGAGAUGGAAAAAACGCCGCCCAGAGACCAGCCGAAACCUCCGAAGAAGAACGACGACCCGCUGGGUUUACGAGAACAAGCAGUGGAACGCGCGAUGCGCGAGUACACAUACAACGAAGUCGCAGCAGCGAUGAGGAAGAACGAGCAAGGCCCCAGCGCCGGCGGACAUCCCGACGCAUACAGCGAGGCCAUGCAGCUUGCUGCUGCGCAACACAUGGCUAGGUUAGCAGUUGCGACCUCUCUAGCGGAUGGCAUGAACCUCAAUAGUCCACAUCCUUCGACAAAGCCGACGGACCCUCUGCCCAUGAGCACGCAAGAAGAAAUGAGGAUAAAGCAAGAUUUUCAUUUCCCACAGACGAAGCCCAGCAUGGACCGACCUCCAGGACGGCGCGUUCGCACGAAAUCCUCCUCCAACUCUGCCGUGGAGAGGGUUAGCCCAACGCGCAAUAAUGAAUUUGCCUUACCGGGACCUGCUGCGGAUCCAAACGCGGAGCGCAAAAAGGGCAUCAUCACGCUGAACAAUCCGUUCGACCUGCCGCCUGGCAGCAAGAGCGCCGCGAAGCAUGAGAAAACCGGCGGCGCAUCGAGUAGCAGUUAUCAUCCAGCUCACGGCAACAAGGAUCAUCAGAGCGGCCCUGUACCUAGGACACAUUACAAACACAAUGCGCCUGGUGGUAGUCACAACGCCGGCACUGAGCACAUCUCUCAGCAUCACGUGAGCGUCGAGGACGCGGAAGCCUACCAGCAACAACAGCUUGACCGUGUUAUGGUUCUGAAGAGAGAUCAACUCGGGGGUGGCAAUUCGCAGUCGUCUCCGCAAGAGCAACAGUCUUCACCGCCGUCUUUACGUACCCAUGAGGGUGCGCCGGACCGAUACCGGCCAAGCCGUGGCCUGCCUGCGGCUCCACCUGACGCAGUUCAGCAGCAGCAACAGGCAAAGUGGAUCAAGAUGGAGGAUCGGGUAAACCCGGAUGUGGGUGGCGGGCAGUCCCCAAUGCGCUCUCCGCGACGCACGAGCUUCAUGCCUUUGCGCUCGCAGGCAGAGCCGGCGCCGGAGAUAACUAUCCGGCUCGACAACCGCAGUCCACAACCAAAGAGGGCAGCGAAGCAACCACUACAGGGAGAUAUGCAACAGGUCCCUCCAUGGAAUCAGCAGCCAGACGACGAUAAAAAAACUUAGAUGGAAGUAGUAGAACAAGAAGUAAAAGUAGCGUCGAUCCACGACGAGAAAGUAGACGAACUAAUCUUGUUUGUUCAUCAUCCACGACAUAAAAACUUGCCUCAUUCACAUUCAACAAAUGAACUGCUUGAUGAACUUUUUUUGUUGGUUGCUGCUGCAGCAGCUUACGAUUUCGUGCUUUUCUGAAAAAGUGUGCUAAUAAACUCAAAUGGAACUACGGUCGAGACGUACAGGAUGACCCGAAGUUUAAGUGUUGCUGCAGAGCUGCUUUUGUUUCUCAGACGUUGUAAAUCAUGACACCAGGAUCAAUUUCAAUUUUGAAAUUCUAAAUCGCUACUACGUUUGUACUAAGAAAAUGCACCUCAAUCGUCGCUCGACGAACCUUCCAUGUCGACUACGUAGACGGCAAUAUUGAUAUUGGCCUGUGUUUAGUCAAAGUCAAUUUUACUACGACAAGAUUUUGUUGUGGAAUCUCAUAAUAAAUACUAAUACAAUAGAAGAGAUGCAGUUGCUGCUACGUAGUUGAGACAAGAUUAUAUCUUCGAAUGCUAAAGCUAAUUAGUACACGCAAGAGACGAGAGAGUCAUAGAUAUAAU
Molecule: messenger RNA, 6765 nt
Organism: Amoebophrya sp. A25
Lineage: Eukaryota; Dinophyceae; Syndiniales; Amoebophryaceae
Source: the annotation of a GenBank genome assembly